Suillus clintonianus is the source of this 240-nucleotide messenger RNA. RefSeq lists its product as uncharacterized. The record is from RefSeq and is a predicted model, not a curated record. NCBI's taxonomy places the organism in Eukaryota, Fungi, Basidiomycota, Agaricomycetes, Boletales, Suillaceae. Bases 1 to 240 code for a protein of 79 amino acids. The transcript has a single exon.
AUGAACUAUACUGACUAUGAAUGUAAAAUUGUCAAGCACCAUGGUGUCAAACUGGUGAACUGGCCUCUCUGUGGUCUAGUGUGUAAUCCAAGUAAAGUAGGUGGCAGGAACGAGGUUGAAAAUUUAUGGGAAGCCUUAGACAAGGGUACAUGCCACUGGGUCAUUCUGUCUGAUAAUCAUCAUAAGCACGGAUGCAGCUCAACCGUGAGUGCCACGCCAGGGGUGAACCAGUGUAUGUGA